UCCCAAUUUGCCCCUCUGAAAAGCUCCCCUCUCUCUCUCUCUCUCUCUGGCAGACGCCCGCGCCAUUGACGACGGCCUCGAAGAGGCCCUGGAUCGCUGCGAUUAGGGUUCCUAUUUUCCCCCUUUGAUACAAUCUUGGAGAAAGGGAGGGUAUAAUUCCAAUGCGAUUCCUCUCUUGAAUAGAGAUUGAACGAGAGAAGGGAGGGAGGGAGGGAGGAGGAAACCCUAAGAUGAAGUCUUCCUCGGGGGCAAUCAGCAUUGCGGCCAGCGCGCAGAGGCUCGAUGUGGACAAUCGGAUCUCUCUCCGUUACUACUACCGGAUCGCGGAUAAUCUCAUCAAGCAGGCUAAUAUCUAUCGGGCGGAGAACAAUAUUAUUGAUCUGUAUGUUAUGCUUUUGCGGUUUUCAAGUUUGAUCACUGAGACUAUACCGUAUCAUCGAGACUAUCAAGUGUCUCUACAAAGUGAAAGACUUUAUUUUAAAAAGAAGUUAUUAAAUGCCCUGAAUGAGCUGGAGGCACUGAAGCCAGUUAUGCAACAACGGGUCCAAGAACUGAAUAGGAGGAUUAGAACUCAAGUAAAUAAGUGGGGCCAGGCUCAGCAAAAUGGUUUUGUUGAUAACUCAUUGGAGUGGCCACCAAUAAGAAAACAGACACUAACAAUUAGCAAAUCGAGUCAAGUACACAAAAUUGUUGGUCAAGAUGGCACCUCUUGGAAUUCAGUCAUCCAGAGUGACAGAUUACCACUAGCAAAGCCUGGAGAAGAGCAAUUUCGCAAAUUCUCUCUCAAUAUCCCACGCCCGAAUGAGGAGACUCUAUCAAGACACUCCAUUUUGGGUCCAAAUGGGCUUCAUGGACAGUGGAAGGCACCCAGUAUUGACAGAGGGAUCCGAUACCCAAGCAAUUUGGACUUGAGUCCUAUAAAUAUCCCAAGCCUGAUUCCGCCAGUGGAAGAUAAACCUGUGGCCAUAAAAGAUGAUGGUACUUCAGGGAAUAAAAGAUCUACAAUUGAAGAGGUUCUUUCAUUGCAUGAUGAUAGAACAGCUCCCACUGCUGAACCAAGUCCAAUGAUUAACUUAGAUGCUGCAGGAACUCCUAUGAUGGAUAUCACCAGAGAGCCUUCUCCUCCACCUGUCCUUGCAGAAGUGCAAGACAUGGUUCCUGUCGCAUCAGAAGUUUCUAAUUCCUUAUCUGGGCAAACAGUAUCAUUGCAGGAUGAACUAGUUCAGACUGAAUCUCCUUUGGAAGUUCACAUAUCCGCAACAAUGAUGGACAGCUUUAUGAGACUUGCAAAGUCAAAUACUGUCAGAAAUUUAGAAACAUGUGGUGUUCUGGCAGGUUCACUUAAAAAUAGAAAAUUUUAUGUGACAGAUCUGAUCAUCCCCAAACAGGAGUCAACAUCUGAUUCAUGUCAGACAACCAAUGAAGAGGAAAUAUUUGACUACCAGGACAAGCAAUCACUUUUUCCCCUUGGGUGGAUUCAUACACAUCCCACACAGUCAUGUUUCAUGUCCUCGAUUGAUCUCCACACCCACUAUUCAUAUCAGAUCAUGUUGCCUGAAGCUAUUGCAAUUGUUAUGGCACCAAAGGAUAGUUCAAGGACCCAUGGGAUAUUCCGACUGACCUCUCCUGGGGGCAUGUCGGUCAUUAGGCAAUGCCAGCAGCGUGGUUUCCAUCCUCAUAAAGAGGCACCGGAUGGGGGUCGUAUAUAUGACCACUGCUCAUAUGUCUAUAUGAACCCUAAUUUGAAGUUUGAUGUAAUGGAUCUUCGAUGAACAUAAAUUUCCUCCAUCACUGGAAUAAAUCAUGUAUGUGAUAAGUCCAUUGGUUGUACAACUCCAUGACUAUAUAUAUGAUGAAUCAUCAAGCUGGCUUUCCUGUAUAUGAUAACAGAAUAGAUGGUUCAAGUGUAACUCAGGCCGUGAUUCAUCAAAUUUCAUCGUUUUCAAUUCAUAUUGGUCCAAAACUGGCUUU
This is a messenger RNA of Phoenix dactylifera (date palm), 1971 nucleotides long. Its product is annotated as AMSH-like ubiquitin thioesterase 1. NCBI's taxonomy places the organism in Eukaryota, Viridiplantae, Streptophyta, Magnoliopsida, Arecales, Arecaceae. Gene Ontology annotation, molecular function: K63-linked deubiquitinase activity; metal-dependent deubiquitinase activity; protein binding. Gene Ontology annotation, biological process: protein K48-linked deubiquitination; protein K63-linked deubiquitination. The record is from RefSeq and is a predicted model, not a curated record. Gene Ontology annotation, cellular component: endosome; membrane.